Alternaria ventricosa is the source of this 2028-nucleotide messenger RNA. RefSeq lists its product as uncharacterized. The record is from RefSeq and is a predicted model, not a curated record. NCBI's taxonomy places the organism in Eukaryota, Fungi, Ascomycota, Dothideomycetes, Pleosporales, Pleosporaceae. Gene Ontology annotation, cellular component: exocyst. The transcript is spliced from 3 exons. Gene Ontology annotation, biological process: Golgi to plasma membrane transport; exocytosis; intracellular protein localization. Bases 1 to 2028 code for a protein of 675 amino acids.
AUGUCGGAGAAACAGAAGGGCAUCUCCCUCCGCAAGAAGCGGGGGGACAAGAGCAAGAAGAACGCGCCGCCGCCCACCAUCAGCGCGCCGCGACAGAUUAGUGCGCCCAUGCCCGCAGGCGUCGCUGCUGCUGCCGCCGCUUCACUCCCAAGCUCCGGGCGCCCUUCGAACGAAUCCAGCCGAUCGAGGACCAGACAGGAUGGCCCUCCAUCGCAACCAAGACCGCAGCGGCCAGAUAAGACGGCGGAUCUCGUCAAGAGGAGGUACUCCCAAAAGAUCACAACGCUGCCUAGCGACUUCGGGAAUGGCGAGCCUAUGCCGCAGAUGCCACAAAUGCCUGUUCAGUACAGAGAGAAGAGCCAGACGAGAGAGGGCCGGCCGCCCGGAAGCUCCAAUGGACGGGUCCUGCAAGUCGACCCGCGCGCAUUGCGGGACCCCAACCUGGAAGUAGAGCGAUAUGUAUCAACUAUCCUCGCAGACGCCUCUGAAGCAGACAUCAGCCGCUACCAGGACGAGCUGCGCAAGACAAAGCAUCGUACAUCGCUCGACCUCCAGCACAACGUAUACCAAAACCGCACACAGUUUAUCAAGAUCAGUAAAGAAGCAGAGAAGCUCAAGGGCGAAAUGCGGACGCUUCGUCAGUUGAUGUCUGACCUAACAACUACCUUGGAGCAGACAGCAUCAGCUACGGGUGCCGCCAAUGACGCCGCGAGCUCGCGAAGAGCCAACCGAAGUUCGAUCGGAGAUCUCAAUCAAUUGCGCGCAGGCCAGCUACAGCAGUUGUACAGGGACGUUGAGGGCUCGCAGAAGUAUCUACCACCCAUACCCGGACGAUAUAUCGUGUGGAAGUCAACGAGAUGGUUCGAACUGGACUCUGCAACCCUCAAGGCAAGACGAAGAGUAAGGCUACUGCUACUGAAUGAUCAUCUCCUUAUCGCGUCAGAGAAAAAGGCACGCAACGAUGUUCCCGGACAGCGUGAUGGCAACAGAGCAAAUAUGGAGUUUACGGCCCAGAGGUGUUUCCCCUUGCAAGAUACCCAGGUGAUUCGGACCCCGGAGGAGCGCAUCAUCAUACGCGCUGGCUCCGAAUCUUUCACGUACGACACCAAGAAGGAGGACAGUGGUGACAAGUCUGCUUUCGUUGCUACCUUCCGCAAGACUAAGGAUGACCUGCGCAAGAGCCAAGAAGCGGAUGUACAGGAGAAAGACCGAACGCAAGACUCUUACAGCCAUCUUCUUUCACGCGACCCUGCUUUCAUGAACAGGACAGAGUUGUUGGACAAUCUCUCGGACGGCAUCAACAACGAACAAGUCAGUACUUUUGUUGACAUUGACGGACAACAGCGCAAUAUCCGGUGGGUAGAAAGUCAACUAGACGAUUUGGACAUUGAGAUCGCGCUUCAACAUUUCCAGGACGCUGUCCAGAAAGUGGACCGGCUCAAAGCACUUGCAAAGAACAUUAGAAGCAAUGAGAUGGCCAAGACAAUCGUCACCUACAAGGUCAAUGAGCGCGCUGCGAAGCUCGCGAAUGUUUUGGUCAAGCACAUGGUAGAGCACAACAACUGGUUCACCUCUGUCAGGCAACACGUGAGUUGGGUAGUCCAACUAGGCUUCGAAGACCGUGCACGAGAAGCCUAUCUGGAAGCUCGCGGUAACCUGAUCAGAACUCGCACGCGGCAAUGCAUAUUCGAAGGCAAUCUCCCAGACUAUAUCUUCCAGAUCUCCUACAUCUAUUUCACCAUCAUCAAGAACACCGUCGACAUGUAUCAGAAGUGCUUCCCACAACAGCUCAUGUCCGCGUGCGUCAAGUGGUCGAAAGAGCACAUCGACCAAUUCAACAUACUAUUAAAAAGGCAACUGAGUAGCGUGGACGAAGGCGGAAAUGUGUGGAACGAGUGCUUGAGAUUGGCACAUGAACAUGCAGAGAUGCUCAGGGAGGUUGGAUUGGAUUUCACUGAAUUGGUCGGGAAUGGAAUCAGUGGACAGGACGGUGAAGAAGAUCAGCCUGUGGGAUUGGGGGUGUCAUAA